This is a messenger RNA of Brassica rapa (field mustard), 3223 nucleotides long. RefSeq names its product putative cysteine-rich receptor-like protein kinase 31. Gene Ontology annotation, cellular component: plasma membrane. Gene Ontology annotation, molecular function: ATP binding; protein serine/threonine kinase activity. Gene Ontology annotation, biological process: defense response to bacterium; protein phosphorylation. The record is from RefSeq and is a predicted model, not a curated record. NCBI's taxonomy places the organism in Eukaryota, Viridiplantae, Streptophyta, Magnoliopsida, Brassicales, Brassicaceae.
AAAUACAUAUUUGCAAAUAAUUAAAAACUUUGGGCCAAUUUUCAAUUUCUUAAAACUUGUUUUUUUUUGGUGAUAAAACUUGUUAAAAACUCAUUUGGAAGUGCUUUUAGCGAUUGGUGUCGACUGACAGUAAUGGAUGGUACCGAUCGACACCAUGUCCAAAGCUUAAAUCUUGAUUUGUUUUUUUCAGCUACGAUUUUCUUUAUGUUUCAAGAUGCUCCAGAAUCUUCAAUUUUGUCCAAAACAUAAUUAAACCUCCAAUAACUCAAAGGGACUCGAAAUACCAAAAAGAUUCUAAAACCGGACUUGUUUCAUCGUCCAUAGCAAGCAUAAUGUAUCAACCAGACAUGUCAAUAAUAUUUCAGAUGGUUACCAUUUACCAAUUAGUUCUAUUGUUCUCUACAUGUGCCUCACCCACCUGUAUUUUUCUUCGGGAACCAACCCAAUUUGGGCCCUUUCACCUAUGGAUCCGAGCCAGGCCAAUCUAGUAGCAAGUCUGUUCCUUGUUCCUCGUUGAAUUCUUGCUAUACUGCACUCUGAAGUAUACCUCAGCACGUUUACAAUCACUCCGUACAAUUUUCCCUGUAGUAAAGCAACUCUAGCUAGUUUUCAAACUCUGUGCACAAUGAAACAAAAAAAUUAAUUUAAUUUAGUGCUGAGUGCCCAUGUGUAAUAAUCAUAAGUCUUGUUAAUUUGACUUUAAUUUACCUAACUUCUGUUUCAUAAAACUGCUAAUAAUUUUCUAAUGUAUAAAGUUGACAAACUUCAGUUUCAUCAAAUUAUCUCGAAUCUUCUAAUCAUAAAGUUGACAUAUUUAGUAGUAACAUUAUUGGCUGCCUUCGUAAGUUCCAACGUCACUUUAAAGACUUUAUCGAAGGGCUGCUGGUCGUGGGGAACUGAUAAUUGGAGCAUGAUUACUUUCAUCCUUAAUAAAAUAUUUGAAUUUAUCCAAACGUCUGCCAAUAUUGACUUGACGACAAUUCUAAACAUGCAAGCUAAUUUGACCCAAAAUCAACGCUACUGUAGUGGAAAUGUCUUUAUUUAGAUCAAAGAUAUGUUUUGAUCUUUAACCAAAAUCAUCAAUCUUUUUAAAAAUGUUUUUAAACAAUCUCUUGUCAAUAAUCCUCUGUUUUGUGCUAGCCGUUAGCUUCGGCUUUGUGUCUGCGCAAAGAUGUGGGAACUCUCUGUUUUUCAGACCAAACAAUGCUUACGAUACAAACCGUCGUCUCGUUCUCUCAACUCUUGCAUCCCAAGUCAGUUCUAAAAACGGCUACUACAACGUCUCGGUUGGUGAUGGCCCUGGAAAGAUCUAUGCCUUAGGCCUCUGCAUCCCAGGGACUGCUCCAGAGGUCUGUUCCGAUUGUAUCCAAACCGCAUCCGAAGGUUUACUAGAAAGUUGUCCGAACCAGACCAACUCAUGGGACUGGAGAGCCGACAAGACUCUCUGUUUCGUUCGUUACUCCAACAUAUCAUUUUUCAACCGGAGCGAUCUAGAGCCGACACAAGCAGAAUACGAUACUGGAAUGUACACGGGUAACGUUACAACUUACACUAGAGUAUGGAACUCGUUCAUGGAAUCUAUGAUCACCCGAGUCGGUCAGUCUCCAUCUCGAUACCUAGCUGAUGUAUCUCCUCGGAUAGGUGAGAGACUUGAUGAUAAUGUUUACGCGCUGAUGCAGUGUAUUCCGGGGAUAUCUUCUGAGGAAUGUGAAGCUUGUCUUCAAGAAAAUGUACGUGCGCACCAAAGAUGCUGCAAUGGGUACAUAGGUGGAAGUGUUGGAAAGCCGGUCUGCUAUUUCCAGUGGGAUGGUUAUGCAUACCUUGGUGCCUUUGAUGCUUUUAAUGACACGCAUUCCAAACCUGCUCCGCCGCCUCCUACUCCUCCCCCUCCUGCUCCUCCUCCUCCAGAUGGAAACAAGAUUGCUACAAGAGCUAUUGUGGCGAUUGUUGUUUCUGCGGUUACAUUUGUGGUGCUUCUUGCUUUUGGAUUAGUUAUUUGGAAGAGAUUGCACAAAAAGUUAAAAUUUCAAACUGAUGAUGACAUGACUAGUCCACAGUCCCUACAAUAUGAUUUUGCGACAAUUGAAGUGGCAACAGAUAAAUUUUCAAGGAAUAACAAGCUUGGCCAAGGCGGAUUCGGUGAAGUUUAUAAGGGAAUGCUACCAAAUGAAACCGAGAUUGCGGUGAAGCGGCUAUCAAGAAAUUCAGGACAAGGCACACAAGAGUUCAAGAACGAGGUUGUGAUUGUGGCUAAGCUUCAACACAAGAAUCUUGUUAGGCUUCAUGGGUUUUGCUUAGAAAGAGAUGAACGAAUACUUGUCUACGAGUUUGUCCCAAACAAGAGCCUUGAUUAUUUCCUCUUUGAUCCAACAAAGAAGAGCCAGCUAGACUGGAGAAGACGGUACAACAUCAUCGGAGGGAUUACGAGAGGGCUUCUCUAUCUUCAUCAAGACUCAAGGCUCACUAUCAUACACCGUGACAUCAAAGCAAGUAACAUUCUUCUCGAUUCUGAUAUGAAUCCUAAAAUAGCAGAUUUUGGAAUGGCAAGGAAUUUUAGAGUGGAUCAAACCGAAGACACCACAGGAAGAGUUGUUGGAACCUUCGGUUACAUGCCUCCAGAGUAUGUGACGUGCGGCCAUUUCUCUACCAAAUCUGAUGUCUAUAGCUUUGGAGUAUUGAUUCUGGAGAUUGUUUGUGGCAAGAAGAACAGUAGCUUCUAUCAUAUUGAUGAUGAUUCUGGUGGAAAUAUGGUGACACAUGUUUGGAGGCUUUGGAACAAUGAAGCACAUUUAGAUCUCAUCGACCCUGCGAUUAGGGAAAAUUAUGAGAAGGAUGAAGUCAUUAGAUCCAUCCAUAUAGGACUAUUAUGUGUUCAAGAGACUCCUGCACACCGUCCAGAGAUGUCUACAAUAUUUCAAAUGCUUACCAAUAGCUCCACUGUCCUACCAAUGCCUCGAGCACCUGGAUGUUUCCUCAGGAGCAGAUCCAAUUUAGACCCUUUAACCUAUGGAUCCGAGCCGGGCCAUUCUAGAUUCAACUCUGUUUCUUAUUCUAUAGUCACUCCUCGAUGAAAUUCUUGCUUAUUCUCUCCAUAUAUGACAAUUGUGUGUAUCAUUCCCAAAAAUUUGUGGGUAUCAUUUUCCUUACGGCACAAGCAAGUCCAGUUUUCAAAUCCUGUUGUAAAGAUUUUUUAAGAUAUAAAUUAUUUUGUAUGUGUUGGAUA